Molecule: messenger RNA, 603 nt
Organism: Prorocentrum cordatum
Lineage: Eukaryota; Dinophyceae; Prorocentrales; Prorocentraceae
Source: the annotation of a GenBank genome assembly
AUGGAUGUGCAGGAGAAGGAGGUGAUGGAAGAGGAUGAGGAUGACUUGCAGCACAAUCAAGCACCUGACGCAAUGGUUGAUGUUGAAACAGCAGUGGAGCUCGUGCCAACAAACCUGCGGAUCAGAAAAUAUUGCAUUGAACGGCCGAUUGUUACGGACAGGCAGGCUAUUGCCUCCGCCUGGCAACAGUGGCAAUGUGGUUUGGAUCCCGAGGCGCUUUGUAGCAGUGCUCCAGACAGUAAACCUCUUAUCUACUCGGACCCCCACACAUUCCAAGAGGUGAAUAUGCUUCAACGUCUUCUGGGCAGUGGCUACUCCCAUGCGGAUAUCUCGUACUUUGAGGGCUGUCUGGUUGCAGCGGGCUGGGCUGAGGAGCUCGGUGUAAACUCCGUUUCCUGUAUAGAGUCACUUCCGCGGGGAUGUGGUGGACGGUGGAGGAGUUGCUGCAAAAAUCGGGUCACGGUGUGGCAUGCUUUGCAGUGCAGCGAGGUCUGGGAUGGUGCUUUCCACGAUGAAGAGCUCAUGCAUGAUUUUCUUGAGUCGGUCGUUUCUCGUCUAAGACGUGAUGGGCCGAGGAUCUGGGAAGACGUUCGGCAAAGUUAA